This is a messenger RNA of Knipowitschia caucasica, 4575 nucleotides long. NCBI's taxonomy places the organism in Eukaryota, Metazoa, Chordata, Actinopteri, Gobiiformes, Gobiidae. The record is from the annotation of a GenBank genome assembly.
AUGGGGGGGGGGGGGUUCGGGAUAUCUGGGGUGUUGUGUACCGGGGGGGUGGGGGGGGCGCUGGGGGGUCUCAUGUGGGGGGGGCCCACCGGGGGGGGGGUCCUCGGGUCGCUAGGCGGGGGGGGUCGCCGGGGGGCGGGACGUGGUCACCACACCCCCCGCCGGGGGGGACUCUUCCCCCCUGGGGUGAGGGGGGGGUCCCCGGGGGGUGUUCAGCCGGUCUCGGGGUGGGGUAGGGGUGUGGGGGGGAGUAUCUCGUCGACGGUGUGGUGGGGAAGGCUCAACGUGGUGUGUGUGGGGUGGGGGGGUGUGUGUGGGUUGGACGUGGAAUCGUGUUUGUGUGUUUGUGGUGCUAGUGGCACACUGUGGAUCAAUGAUGUGUCUCGAAUCGUGCGAAGCGACUACACCGCAGCAAACGGAGUCAUCCACCACAUAGACACUCUGCUUACUCCCUACACGCUUCAGGGCAAGGCUCCGGUCAAAGCCAAAACCAUGAAUCUCACUGAAGCAGCAGCAUUUUACGGAUACACAAAGUUCUACUCACUUGUCGAGGCCUCUGGUCUCCUGCCUGUCCUGGAGCUCCCCAUACACAGACCUUUCACCAUGUUCUGGCCCUCAGACCAAGCUGUAGCAUCACUACCUCUCGAGCGGCAACGCUGGCUUACCAGUCCCGACCACCAGGAGGAGCUGAUGGCCAUCAUCAAAGCACAUACCAUACGCAACUCCAUGGUGAUGGGGAUCAGUAAUCCUGACAAAUACCAGUCGUCUUAUCGAUCCAUGCAUGGAUCAGUCAUCAACUAUGCCUGUGACAAGAGCCUCGUGGGGAACAUUUUGCUGAACGGAAAUGCAGCCCGGGUCAUUGAGCGGUACUUGAUGUUCACUGAUGGCAUGGCCUACGGUAUCGACCAGAUCCUGGAACCUCCAGGCCUGGGCGCUCACUGUGAUGACAUUACCAACAAGACCACAUAUGGCCGGUGUGGACGCUGCCUGAAUCCUCCUUCCUGCCGCCUGAGACACACAGACACGGGAAAGGUGGAGUCUUGCAUCGCCCCGUCGUCCCGCUACAGGUACAGGUACACGCUGGACUUGGACUUGUCUCCGUUUGGACGCAAAGGUUGUAAACGAGUGUGUCACUACCCGUCAUGGACCCAGAAGUGCUGCAAGAAUCACUAUGGACAGGAGUGCUCAGCUUGUCCGGGUGGAGUUGAGUCGCCCUGCGGUUUCCAUGGUAACUGUGAUGAUGGGUUGAAAGGCUCGGGGAAGUGUAACUGUGAGCGGAACUUCAGAGGAGACUCUUGCGAUCUGUGCGCCGCCGAUCACUUUGGAGCCAACUGCACAACCUGUAACUGCACAGAGAAAGGCGUCUGUGUGGACGGAAAAGAGGGCUCUGGAGUUUGCGUCUGUAACAGCGGCUGGACUGGGGACCGCUGUCAAACUGACCUCGGUUCGAUCCCUGAGGAGUGCAGGCAGUGUCACAAAGACGCCCAGUGUGAGCCAGGCUCCGGCUGCAGCUGCAAACCAGCGUUUCAGGGCAAUGGGACCUUCUGUGAGCCUCUACCACCUCCUGACCUUUGUGCUGAGUACAACGGAGGAUGUCACGUUCACGCUGACUGCAAUCAGACCGGACUCCUCGUCAACUGCACUUGUCACAGUGGUUACCAAGGCGACGGCUUUUCAUGCCAGCCAAUCAACAGAUGCACUGAAGAGCCAAAUGGAGGCUGCAGUGACUUUGCCUCAUGCAGCUUCACAGGACCGAAUGAACGUAAUUGCGAUUGCCUGCCGGGGUACGUGGGUAAUGGAGUCCAGUGUUUGGAGGAGGUUGAGCCUCCAGUCGAUCGGUGCCUUGAGAACAACGGUGACUGUGACCCGGUGGCUCAGUGCAAAGACCUGCACUACCACACAAAAACUGGGGGGGUGUUCCACCUCCGGUCUCCUCAAGGGAAGUACCAGAUGAACUUCAGUCAAGCUAAAAAAGCCUGUGAGGACGAGGGAGGCGCUCUGGCCAGCUUCAAACAGAUGGGAGACGCUCAGCAGCUGGGCAUGCAUCUGUGUGCUGCCGGGUGGAUUGAGGGGGCAAAAGUGGGCUAUCCAAUCCGCUUCCCUUCAGCCAAAUUGGACCAGAGCAGCCGCUACGACGCCUACUGCUACAGAUUAACAGACGUGUCCUGUUCGUGUCCUGGCGACUUCGUUGGCAACGGAGACUUCUGUAACGGUGUUCUGGCUGACGUUUUGGCCACAAACUCCAACUUCUCCAUCUUCUACAGAUUCUUGUUGGACUACAGCAGCUCAUCACAAAACGGUAAAAACCUGGUGGAGUUCUUGUCUCAGCGAAACACGGACGUCACUUUGUUUGUUCCACACAACGAUGGAUUCACUUUCAACAAGACUUUGACCGGGAGAGACCUGGAGUACCACAUCUCGACCAAUCACAGCAGACGAUCCUUUUCAGAGCUGAAACAUCAUGACGUAAUUGUGUCCAAGAUCGGGUUUAAUCUCACGGUCACCCACGGCAACGACCAGGACCUUUCAUGUUGCCCUGGUUACUACGGCCGUGAGUGUUAUAAAUGUCCUGGAGACGUAGGCAGCCCCUGCUCAAACCACGGCCAGUGUCAGGACGGCCAUGAGGGGACUGGGGAGUGCCGCUGCUUUGAGGGUUUCCACGGGACGUCCUGCGAGGACUGCGAACCGGGCAGAUAUGGAAACAACUGCUCCAAACAGUGCAAGUGUGACCAUGGAAAAUGUGCUGAUGGACUGACAGGAAGUGGACUCUGUGAUUGCUACAAAGGCUGGAAAGGAGCCUCGUGCUCCAUUGAAAUCCGAGAUGACGCCUGUGGAGGAAACUGCGACCAAAAUGCAAACUGCAUCACGGGGCCUCAGGGCAGUGCUCCAGUCUGUGUGUGUGUGGCUGGAUAUAAAGGCAAUGGCACGCACUGCAAAGAGCUGGAUUUAUGCCAAAUAUCCAACGGCGGCUGUUCACCGUUCGCUGUUUGCACCAAAGUGUCUGCAGGAGAGCGUACCUGCAGCUGCAACAAGGGUUACACGGGCGAUGGAGUCGUUUGUGUAGAGAUCGAUGGCUGUCUAGUUAACAAUGGAGGAUGUCCUCUUUCAGCUGACUGCAUCCGAACCGGACCUAACUCUACGGCGUGUCAUUGUCGCGCUGGUUUCAAAGGAUCAGGACAUUUUUGUUACCCGGUGAACCCCUGCAGAGAAGACAAUGGCGGCUGCAGUAGAUUCGCCUACUGCUCAUACCUGGGCCAAGGUCAGAGGAACUGCACCUGUCGCAGCAGUUACAUCGGGGAUGGAUUUGACUGUCGAGGUGGAGUCAGCACCGAAAUCACUCGACAAUCAGAGAACGCCUUCUUCAGACAGAUGUUUACGCUGUCUGGCGUCAGGAAUCUCUAUGGUGACGGCCCAUACACUGUAUUUGUUCCUGUAGAGGGCAGCAAUAACCACACUACUGUGACUCAGUGGAUGGACAAUGGACGUCUCACAGACAUGAUGCAAUAUCACAUUGUUUCAUGUGAGACCCUGACCUUCAACGAUCUCAAAACUACAGACCAAGCUAUCGCCCAAUCAGGACACACCUUGCGCUUCAGCUACAAACAGACACGCAGAGAUAUUCCUGCAGAGUUCUAUGGGAACAUUACCGUGCUGGCUCCCUCUGUGCAAAGUCACUUCAUGUUCUGGCACUGGCAGCGCAAGGCUCUUCACUUGCUGCGUGCUCACAUCUUGCUUGGCGUGUACUCUGUGGAGGACUUGGAUAAACUAGUGGGAUCCAAAGUGCCCACUCUGAAUCCUCAGACCCAAUGGAAAGUCAGCAGGAGCAGCACUGGGGCUUUGACUCCUGCUUUGAACGAAAUCCCCCCAGACCCUCCUACGCUGAUGGAUUUUCUCAACAAAACCAGCAACUUCAGCCUCUUCAGAAACUAUGCAAUGGAUUCUGAUACGUUGAAGUAUCAUGUGAUUCCUGGCAGCCUUCUUUUUCUGGACCAGAUCUACGACGGCCUGAUUGCAAGCACUUUCCUGGGAAACCCGUAUCAAGUGCAGUUUCACAUUAACGACAAAAAUCAGACAGCUGUGAAUGGUGUUUCUUUGGACAAAAGCUUCAUUGAGAUAGAGUCUGGAAUCAUUCUUGUCCUCAAUCAGGUUCUUGAAGUGCAGAGGAGAAGAUGUGGCAAACCAUUUAGGGAGGGGCUCAGUGGUCAAUGUACAGAUUGUGAUGGACCCCCUCGCUGUUUACUGGAUUUCCAGCCGGUUUUGAGCAAGUUUCCUUCCAACAUGAAGUCCAAUUGUAGAUACCGUAAACGUGUCGGCCCCAGAACCAAGUCUGUGCCCGGCUGCACCAUCGACUGUCGUCACAGGAGGACGGACCUUUCAUGUUGCCCUGGUUACUACGGCCGUGAGUGUUAUAAAUGUCCUGGAGACGUAGGCAGCCCCUGCUCAAACCACGGCCAGUGUCAGGACGGCCAUGAGGGGACUGGGGAGUGCCGCUGCUUUGAGGGUUUCCACGGGACGUCCUGCGAGGACUGCGAACCGGGCAGAUAUGGAAACAACUGCUCCAAACUGCAAGUGUGA